Botrytis fragariae is the source of this 261-nucleotide messenger RNA. RefSeq lists its product as uncharacterized. Lineage: Eukaryota; Fungi; Ascomycota; Leotiomycetes; Helotiales; Sclerotiniaceae. The record is from RefSeq and is a predicted model, not a curated record. Bases 1 to 261 code for a protein of 86 amino acids. The transcript has 3 exons.
AUGAAUGAUGCUGAUUAUACUGAGAGCGGAGAUGGAAGGCCUGAAGACACCGCUCGCGACGCUCCGCUGAGCUACGAAGAUGUUGCCAAGAAGUUUGUUGUUCCUGAAAGUAAGCUAUGCCCUCUCAAUGCUGUACUUGGAAUUCUUUCGGUCACUGCAAUCAUGGCUUCAGACAUAUCUGUUCUCGCCAAGAACGAAACUUUGCAUAUUAAACUGAACAAUUCUGAGUCUUUAUCUAGAUUCCUGCCUUUGAAACUUUAA